Messenger RNA from Drosophila obscura, 1579 nucleotides. Its product is annotated as CYFIP-related Rac1 interactor B. Bases 138 to 1112 code for a protein of 324 amino acids. Gene Ontology annotation, biological process: regulation of actin filament polymerization. Gene Ontology annotation, molecular function: small GTPase binding. The record is from RefSeq and is a predicted model, not a curated record. Lineage: Eukaryota; Metazoa; Arthropoda; Insecta; Diptera; Drosophilidae. The transcript is spliced from 4 exons.
AUCCUUCUCCCCAUUUGCAGUUGCCUCGAGUGCUAAUUAAUAACCCAAAAAUAAUACAAAAAAUACCACAAAAUCCACAAAAUCCAUAACUUAAUAAGUUUAAUCAACACACAUCAUCACACACAUCCGCAUAAAUAAUGGGCAAACUGCUGAGCCUGCUGUCACGCGAUGACUCCAAUUGUUGCGCCGCCAAAUCCUACGAUGUCUUCCUGGACUUUGAGAAUGCCGCGCCCACAGAGACGGAGCGCGAGGUGUACGAUGAGGUGGAACGUGUGCUCAAGGAGUCGGAGGUGGUGCUGGAGGAAAUACAGAUCUAUCGGGGCGCCGGCAAGGAAAUACGCGAAGCCAUAGCCGAUCCCUCGCCCGAGGUGACGGGCAAAGCCUGGUCCGCCGUACUGCCGCUGGUGACCAAGCUGAAACGCUGCUACGAGCACUCCAUGGAGCUGGACAAGAUUGUGCCGAAGCUGCUGGGCCAACUGGUCGGCGGCAAGUUGAAUCCAACGCAGCAUUUGGAGACACAGCAGGCACUGGUCAAGCAGCUGGCCGAGAUUUUAGAAUUUGUAUUGAAAUUCGAUGAGUACAAGAUGAAAACGCCCGCCAUACAGAAUGACUUCAGUUACUACAGACGCAUCGUCAGUCGCCAGCGGGUGGACUCCACGGAGAACAUGAUGGUCAGCACGGAACUUGCAAAUCGCAUGUCACUGUUCUAUGCCCAUGCCACGCCCAUGCUCAAGGUGCUGAGCGAGGCGACAUCGAAGUUUGUCAACGACAAUGCCGACGAUGUGCAAAACACAACGGAAACGCUCGGCACCAUGGCCAAGGUGUGCCUCAGAAUGCUGGAGAAUCCGAAACUGCUGCAACAGAUCGAGCGGGAAGAUACGAAAAUGCUGGUGCUGCGUGUGAUGGUCGGACUGGUCAUACUCUACGACCAUGUGCAUCCAGUUGGGGCAUUUGUGCGCGGCGCCCACGUGGAUGUAAAGGGCUGUGUGCGACUGCUGCAGGCGCAGCCAGCCAUCAAGGCGGAGCCACUGCUCAAUGCCCUGCGCUACACGACGAAGCAUCUGAAUGAGGAGAAUACGCCGAAGAACAUACGGAAUAUGCUGGCUGCAUAAUAUCGGCGGGGAGGGGGAUAGGAUAGAUGGCCAAAAGCAGAGAGUUCAUUAACGUUAAUUUGUAUUUCUAUUUGUAUUUGUAUUUGUAUUUGAUUUAAAUGGUUUUAUUUAUGUAAUUACUAGGCUUCUGUAUUAUUUGUAAAGAUUGUGUGUGGGCGAGUGUUGUGCAACCAACCACCAGGAGGCAGCCUCUAGUUUUAUUUUGUUUGUAAUAAUGUAUGCAUUUCCAGCACGUGUAUUCUGAGUUUCGUACUGCUUUAGCGCGCCUCCCGCAACGUGACGACAACGGACGGACUUUCGCGUAAAUAUCAGCAGCUGCAGCUGCAGCAACAACAACAGCAACAACAAUAUUUAGUUAAUAAUCUAGCACUAAUGUUAAGUAAUAAAGAACCGCGACCCCCAUUAACCUAAACGACAAAUUAGCGCAAAGUUUAAACCCCAAUAAAUGGUAUGAGAUAAAUCCUAAA